Molecule: messenger RNA, 1074 nt
Organism: Penicillium odoratum
Lineage: Eukaryota; Fungi; Ascomycota; Eurotiomycetes; Eurotiales; Aspergillaceae
Exons: 1
Coding region: 1-1074 (357 amino acids)
Biological process (GO): carbohydrate transport; transmembrane transport
Cellular component (GO): membrane
Molecular function (GO): carbohydrate:proton symporter activity
Source: RefSeq, a predicted model, not a curated record
AUGGUAUCGCCAACCGGUGGUCCGAUUGAGCCCCCACUCGUCAUGUGCUGGGGUAUCGGUCAGCUCCUCUCAUACUCGGUGCUGCUCACCCUCAAACACUCGACAAACGAGUGGGGAUGGCGUAUCCCCUUUGCGGUCCAAUGGGUUUGGCCUGCCAUUAUUGUUCCAAUGAUCCUCUUUGCGCCCGAAUCGCCCUGGUGGCUCGUACGACACAGUCGUCGUGAGGAUGCCGAGAACAUUCUCAAGCGACUCGCUAGCGGAGGCGUCACCGACGAGCAGAUUCGCCGCAGUGUCGCGCUGAUGGUCGAGACUAACAGACUCGAGGCGAACAUACACGAAGGUGUUGGAUAUCUCGACUGCUUCCGCGGCACCAACCUGUGGCGCACCGAGAUCGCCUGUGCAGCCUGGGCUGCGCAGCUAUGGAGCGGGUUCGUGAUUGCCUCCUACUCAACUUACUUCUUCGAGCUGGCCGGUCUCGCGUCCCAGGAUGCGUACAAGAUGAGCGUCGGUCAAGGUGGUCUUCAUCUGCUCUUCAAUCUUAUCUCCAUCGCCUUUGUCACCAACUUCGGCCGUCGCCGUCUAUACCUUUGCGGUCUCGCCUUCAUGGGUCUCAUUAUGUUCCUGCUGGGCUUCGUCGCCUUGGCACCCGAAAUUCCUGCUGUUGGCUACGCAUCCUCCGCGCUCUUCCUCCUCUGGAACUGUGGUUACCAGCUCACCGUCGGUCCAUCUGCCUAUGUUCUCGUCAGCGAGGUCUCAUCGACGCGCCUGCGUGCCAAAACGGUCGCUCUUGCCAGGAACGCGUAUAAUCUGUCCCUGUUGGUAAAUUACUUCGUGGGCCCUUACAUUCUCAACCCCACUAAGGGUAACUGGAAGGGAAAGACGGGUUUCCUGACCGGUGGCAUGAUAGUUUUCUUUUGGAUUUGGGCCUGGUUCGGUCUCCCUGAGACUAAGAACCGGACUUUUGAGGAGUUGGACAUUCUCUUCUCAAAGAAGGAACUCAAGGCUCGAGACUUCAAGUCGUAUGAGGUGGUAGAAGCGGAUAUCCACGAUGUCAAACUAGGUGCUCUCGCCUGA